Messenger RNA from Hypanus sabinus (Atlantic stingray), 1181 nucleotides. RefSeq lists its product as uncharacterized. The coding region runs from base 107 to 886 and encodes 259 amino acids. Lineage: Eukaryota; Metazoa; Chordata; Chondrichthyes; Myliobatiformes; Dasyatidae. The record is from RefSeq and is a predicted model, not a curated record. The transcript is spliced from 6 exons.
CGGACAAGGAUUGAAAGGGCUGGUGUGAACGGCGCUGGAAUUGCAAACACCCUGGGAAUUAGGACCACCUCAUACUCCCAUAAAGGAAAAAGGUGCAUGACACAUCAUGGAACUUUCAGAGACAUUAAACAUCAACAUCUUCAAACUUGUUUCAGUCUUCCAUUUAAUUUUGGUGUGCAGAGGGGCUUUGUAUGCCAGACCUGGUACUGUCACUAAUGCUGCUGCAGGACAAACCGUGAUGUUCCCCAUAGAGCACCAAAGCAACGAAGAUCAGUACGAUGUUACCUUUAGUCUAACAAUUCCACAGCUCUUUAACAUUUUCAUGUGGACAUCCAAUAAUCCAGACAAUCUGCAUAUUGUGCAUCCACAAUAUAAACACAGAGCUACAAUCAAAAAUGGAUCGGUGGUGUUAUAUGAUAUACAAGUUAAUGACAGUGGAGAAUAUCAAAUACGAACUGACUACUAUGGGGUAGAACUGAAAAACCAUGAUCAAAAUACUUUCACGAUUCAAGUCUUUGAACCAGUUUCUCAACCUGUAGCAAAUACAUUAAGUCAAGGUCAGAAUGCACCAAAUAUCACUUUGAUUUGCUCUGUCUCCAACGAAAAGUCAGUCAUGAUUUAUUGGGAGAAAAUAUCCUUAUCUGGAGUCAUCAUUGAGACAUAUACAAACACAAUUCUUGUGAUAGACUGUGCUACUGAAGAUGAGCAACAUGAGUACAGGUGCAUUGCAAAAAAUCCCAUCAGUAACGCAUCCAGCAGUGAAAUAUCUAACAACUCGUGUAACACCAGAAAUCUGAACGAUAAAAGGAAUUACUUUAUGAUCCUGAUUCCUUUGGUGAUGAUGGCAACUUUAUUGUUUGCUUUAGUACAAUACUCUUCUAAUUGAUGUCCAAAUGAUGAAUUCUAACGCCUGACGAUCAUCUCCAAGAAUUACCUGGAAACACUCACAUUGCUGCACAAAAUUCACCAACCCUGACUGGAAUGCCACAGACCAUACUUGCGAAUGACAGCUCAUUUCUCUAUAGCAUCUUUGGCUGACCACAAGCAUGACCAACUGGUAGCUGACCCAUGCAAUGAAUUCCCAAGGCUUGAAGUUUCAGGGAAAGCCAGGACACCUCGUAACCACCUGAGCAGAGGUUGGAGGUGACAUGACCACCUGCUCAUGGAAUAUGAGAAAUUGU